AAUGCGGCGUUGAUAAAAUCGAUGGAACAGUUGCGCAAAGGGCUGAAAGAGUUGAAACCAAGUAAUUACCUGGCUCUCCAUGCGCUGCCAGGAUAUGGUAAAUCAACUUUGGUCAGUGAAACUUUACAGGACGAUGAUCUUGCUACUGAUUUAUUCCAGAAGGAAAUGUACUGGAUUAAAUUUGGAUCGGAACAAUCAGUCGCAGAGAACAUACUCACUCAGUUGAACAUGCUUUUUCACCGAGUGAGAAAUCUGGAUCUGUUGACAGAACCGACUAGUGAAGACUCUCUCAAAUAUUUUCUGAGGCACCAUUUUUCCAAACAUAAUCAUGCCCUGUUAAUACUGGACGAUGUUAAUCGGCGCGAAAUUAUCGAAGCAUUUGAUUUUGGAUGCAAGACUCUUGUCUUGACAACUGACACAGACAUACUGAGAGGAAAAAAAUGCGAUAUCAUUGAGAUGAACGAGGGCUUCACCCCGAAAGAAUCGCUUGCCUUGUUUGCCAAAGCUAUCGGUGUCGAUGCCUCGGAGCUGCCCAAACAGGCUCGCCAGAUACACGAGGAAUGCAAGGGAAUGCCUCUUAUGAUCGCGAUGUUUUCAGCCCAAUUUGAAGAUGUCAAAGAGAGUCUUAUCGAAGGUGAUAAAAGGGCUGACACGUGGUCUUACUACCUCGAUGCAUUGAAGAAGAAGAAAUCUGCCGUUUUGCAAGAGAGUCUCGACAAGUUGAAAGCGAUAUUCGAAAUGUGCAUAAAUAAGCUUUCCAAAGACGAAAUACAUUACUAUGAAAUGUUUGCUAUAUUCCCUGAAGACGUGAACAUCACAACAAAGACAUUGUCAAUAUUUUGGGAUCUGGAUCCACCAGAAGUCGAUUUGAUAAUGUCUAAAUUUUGCAAAAAAUCAAUGGCCGUGAGACAGUGGCAUGUACAUCUAAAAACAUAUAUAUACGGUGUUCACAACUUGGUGCUGCGUCACCUUCGAGACAAAUUGACAGCAGAAUCCUUAAUAAAUCUCCAUAAGACUUAUGUGAAUAAAAAUUUUGAGGCAUGCAACUGGAAAUUGUCAAAUCUCCCAAAGGACAAUUACAUCUAUUCUUAUAUUGGACACCAUAUGGAAGAGGGAGAGUUACUAAACAAAUUUCCGGAAGUUUAUCUUAAUUUUAAAUUCAUCGAGGCAAAAAUCUACCAUAUCGGUCCUGGUGAUCUUCUAAUUGAUUUAAAAAAGUACAGAAAACACAUUACCCAGGAAUCUCCAGAGCUCUUGGAUAAGGUUACAGAUCUUGAGAAAUUCCUCGUACAACAGGCCUCAACCCUCGCCGAAUAUCGAAGACGGAACUGCCUCGACCUUGUUCAAGUGGCCCUGAAACACCCAUAUUCGGGCUUUGUCAGAGACAUGGCUGAGUCUCUGGCAAAUGAGCGACAGAGCAGCCUCUAUUUAAGCCAUUUGAAGAACAACAAUCAGAAUUUGAAUUCUCUGAGCGAUGAAUUAUACAUGCAGGUGCGAUCUGUCGCUUUUACUAACGAAGCUAGUGUGAUCCUCAUAGGAAAUGACAUGGGAGAAGUUGUGUUGUGGAACUGCCACGACGGGCACCACGUUGUUUUUUAUGGGAACAAUAGGGAUUAUCCCAUCAGAAAGAUUAUCACUCCGAGGAACGGAGAGUACUUUGUCUCUAUUAGCGAAGACGGUACAGCAAAGUUAUUCGAUCUCAGCAAGCAACGAGAGUUUUACAUGAAAACUCUCAAUCCUCGAACCAGGCAGAAGGACUGGAAAACAAUGUACGAAAACGAUAUCAACCAGGAUCACAGUAAAUUUACUUUCGCAGUCAAGGAUCAGAAAAUUAUGGAUAUUUCUAUUUGCUCAAGUAGCCAGAAAAUUGCUGCCUGUACCAAGAAUGGGAACAUCAUGGUAUGGAAGUGGACCGGCGAAGUUUUUAUUGAUCAAAUUUCAAUGGCAGGCAAUUCAACGUUAAACUGCAUUCUGUUCACGAUAUCCAGUACAAAACUUCAUACCGUAAACCUAGAAACAGGAGCUUUAACUAUGUAUGACGCUACACACGGCAAUUACGUGACGCAAUGUACCCUCUCCUCUGAGAUGGUAAAAGUGAUAUCACUCCUCUCCGUUCCGGGGGUUGCCAAUAUUAUGAUUGGUUUGUUGGAUAAAAAAUUAUUCUCCGUCACCUGGAAACUUGACGAAAUCACAGGCUAUCCUACAUAUACCGAAUUUGCCAAACUUGCCGAUGAAACGGUGACAUAUACUUGCGCAGCUUUGACUCAAGAUGGCCGGUACGUCAUCACUGCGGACACUGGCUGCUCUGUUACUAUUCACAGUCUUCGAAACGGCUAUAAAACAAUCAAAACGUACAAAAAAUCUGUUACUAGCCUUGAUACUCAGUGGCUAGAGAAUGAACGCUGUCACAUGAUCUGUGCCGGCAGUUGUGAUACACUUGUGCCAAUGGUCCACAGGUGGAGAUUUGACCCUACGGAGAAUCCUGUUUCUCAAAGACUGCCCCUGUUUGACGCAAUUGUCGAAUCAGUUGAGAAAAAUAUUAUUGCUGUAGCGACAUCCAAUAGAACGGUGCAGAUUAUUCAAAAUGACAAUGUUAUCGCCGAGGCACCAUCGGUUAACGCGAAGAUAACUAAUAUAAUGUUUUUCGAGGACAAAAAUCGAGUUGCUUAUGCAACUGAAGGGGGUCAAAUAUUCUUGUUUGACUUAAAACACAAACAUUAUGAUCAAAUAUUGCAAUUGUCGUAUUCCGUGAGAUUUAUGACUAUACUCGGAAUCGAGGAGAAAAAUGUAAUCGUGUGCAAUAAUGGACCCGCGGAUUUGCAGAUCUGGGAGGGUCCUGAGGAUAACCAAUUAAUUGAAAAUAGCGGAUCUGUGAUAUUUUCCAAAUAUUUAAAAAACGUGAAACACGUGUUAACCGUAGCCAACGAAGUUGCAAAACUAUGGGACCGGAAAUGGCGGCUACGAGUUAAGUACGUGCCGACAAAGAUGCGUAAAGUGAGCUGCUGCUCUCUCAGCGACGAGGAGAAUUAUUUAGCACUAGCCAACGCCUCGGGAUGUCUCACUAUUUGCAAACUGGUGCCUAAGAAAGUUGGUAACACUAUAGCGUUUCAAGAAAAUACCGUCCAAAAUUUGCCUGAUGAAAUAACAGCCUGUAAUUUUUCACCCAACGGAACUUUACUCGCUGUCGGAAUGAAAAGGGGUAAAAUUAUGAUAAUUGAUGGAAAAUCUAGUAAGGAGAUACAACUAUUAGAUCUCCAUCGUCGAGCUGUAAAACAGCUAUAUUGGGGACCUUCGAGCCUCAACGAACAGAUUCUUCUCUCUUUGAGCAACGAGAUGGCCUGGUGGAACAUAUCUCGAAUUGGUGAAAGCUCGUCGCAGAAUAAUAUAGCAGGUUCUAAUCGACAAAUUAGUCAAAGCUACACAGACCUGACGGUUUCGUCUAAUUUGAAUGUAACCACUGAUCUCAAUUUACCUCGCGAGCCUUUGAAGAAUAGCCAAAGUUUUCAAUUCAGUAGCGUUAUACAAGAAUCUAAAAAUAAAUCCUUGAACAACAACCAUGAUGAUGCUACUGAAGAGGUAUCAAAUUCAACUGGCAGUGCGGUUUCAGCUUAUUCGUCGGAACAGGACACAAAUGAGAUUAACGGCAAUGGUCACAACUCUCCUUCCUUCUGUUGGUCUGAUAAACGGCCAAAAGAUUUCGAUACACCCGGUUUGUUGAGCGUUGUUAAACUUGACGGUAAUUUAGCGACUAAUGUAUGCAUUUCAAAAAACUUUAAAAGGUUCAUUACCAUUGAUGGCGAAGGCUCAAUUUAUAACCUAGCUGUUAUUGAAAAAAACGGAAUGAAUAAACAUCACACCAUUUCAUAAC
Molecule: messenger RNA, 3868 nt
Organism: Neodiprion virginianus
Lineage: Eukaryota; Metazoa; Arthropoda; Insecta; Hymenoptera; Diprionidae
Product: apoptotic protease-activating factor 1-like
Exons: 12
Coding region: 22-3867 (1281 amino acids)
Molecular function (GO): protein binding; ADP binding
Source: RefSeq, a predicted model, not a curated record